Acanthosepion pharaonis is the source of this 1107-nucleotide messenger RNA. Lineage: Eukaryota; Metazoa; Mollusca; Cephalopoda; Sepiida; Sepiidae. The record is from the annotation of a GenBank genome assembly.
AUGGGUCAUCUUUACAGACGGCCAUCCACUUUACAGAAGCGACAGUACCGCCAUGGGUAUACGGCUACCUUUAUCCCGUUACCGACAGCCAUUCCUCAUACAGAAGCUGGCCAUAACACUUUGGGACAGAAGCUGUGUCAGUACCCUCAUACCGAUGGGUAUAGUGGCUACUCUUUAUUUAUCCUGUUACCGACAGCCAUAACACACUUUGUGGCUCGACCGUUACCGACAGCCGUGUCAGUACCUCUGUGGUACCUCAUACCGAUGGGUAUAGUGGCUACUCUUUAUCCGUUACCGACAGCCGCAACACACUUUGCGACAGAAGCUGUGUCAGUACCUCAUACCGAUGGACGGCCAUACCUCCAUACCACGAUGGGUGGUGGCUACUCUUUAUCCGUUACCGACGGCCUGCUUUGCGACAGAAGCUGUGUCGGUACCUCAUACCGAUGGGGUAUAGUGGCUACUCUUUAUCCCGUUACCGACAGCCGCCAACACACUUUGCGACAGAAGCUGUGUCGGUACCUCGCUACCGAUGGGUAUAGUGGCUACUUUUAUCCGUUACCGACAACCAUAACACACUUUUGCGACAGAAGCUGUCGGUACCUCAUACCGAUGGCCAUAACACACUUUAUGACAGAAGCCACAGUACCCCCACCGAUGGGUGGCUGUGUCAUAACACACUUUGUUCCUCAUACCGAUGGGUAUAGUGGCUACUCUUUCCCGUUACCGACAGCCAUAACACACUUUGCGACAGAAGCUGUGUCGGUACUCAUACCGAUGGGUAUAGUGGCUACUCUUAUCCAGAAGUUGCCAGUGUUACCGAUCCCGUCGACAGCCAUAACACACUUUGCGACAGAAGCUGUGUGUCAGUACCUCCAUACCGAUGGGUAUAGUGGCGGCCAUAACUUUAUCCCGUUAGUACCGAUGGGUAUAGUGGCCAUAAAACGCUUUGCGACAGAAGCUGUGUCGGUUCCUCAUACUGAUGGGUAUAGUGGCUACUCUUUUAUCCCUUUAUCAACAGUUACCUUUGACAGCCGCCAACCGACACUUUAUCCUGUUACAGACAGAACAGAAGCUGUGUCAGUUCCCUCAUACCGAUGGGUAUAG